AUGCUGGACAUGACGAGCAACCUCAUGCUAAGCGACAUCAUGGAACUGGAAAACUUGAAGCAGAUGGUGGAGUACAAGAUCACUACAUCCAUAGACGCGAUGUUUUCGUCUUCAAUCGUAACGCCGUGGCCACCUUUUGCAACAAAACAAAAAGGACGCAAUCAUUUAGAGACAGCUAAAACCAAUAAGUUUAAAGACACGGAAGCCAAAGUUCGAUUACGUAUUUAUGAACGACGGAGUCGUCAGAAACGACACAACACAAUGCUGACAAUGAAAACAACCGUAGCGGUCUUGGAAACUCACCUAAAGAAAUUGUGUCAAGGUCAACAGAAUGCCACAAAUUCACUCAUUUAUAUGAUUUCAGAACUUACGAUGGAAGCGACGUCCCUUGCCAAUCACAAUUACAAUUUACGUAAAGUAUUGGAUGACCAUCACUUUUUUCACUUGACGUUGCAGCUCGAGUACAAUUGUCGAGAGACGACGACUGACUCGGUAGUUGAAGAGUUGUUCGAUCUACAAAUGCCAUGCUCGUGGCGUCCAAUCGAGGAGACAACAUGUCUUCGUAUCAUGCGGGACUCGUUCCUGGAGAUCGUGGCUUUUUCCAAUAGUGACGACUUUGUUUCAAGCGGUCUAGAGAUUUGUGGGUGGCGUGAAAAGCGCAAACUCGUGAAUAACAAUGUCAACUUUAUGUUUCACAAAAGAUUCGCCAAGGACUGCAGUGAGGAUUUGGCUACCCGCAGCUGGAAAAUGCGUGCUGUUCAGGACCAAGUGACGCGCUAUUUUGGUCAUAGCCUUGCGGUCAAGGUCGAGGUGCUCCAACGCUUUCAAAACGACGUAGUGGUUGUACGCCGUAAGAUCAAGCACACGGUGGACGGGUGGGUGCAUCACACCAUUUAUUUGCUGUUCCGCACCACGACGCCGGACGGACAUCUCGUGUGUAUUCGGGAUAUGAACCCCACUGACACAGACGACCUGCACCUCAUGUCAGGAUCGGUCUCCGAGUGCGUCAUCUGGUCGAAGGCCUUCAUCUGGUGGAAGUUUACCAAAUUACCAGAAGCGGAAGGCCAGCGGAUGGGUGGCUUUGAAGUUGAGUAUGGAGGGUCACUCGGGUCUGCUACACAGGCUGACGCAGCAUAUUGGUUACGUGAGGUGCUGGUACUGGCACUGCGGUGGGAGAACUUGGUCGUUGGACCAUUGAUCACGCUGGGCUAA
Messenger RNA from Peronospora farinosa, 1212 nucleotides. NCBI's taxonomy places the organism in Eukaryota, Oomycota, Peronosporomycetes, Peronosporales, Peronosporaceae. The record is from the annotation of a GenBank genome assembly.